AUGUCCCGAAAGCAGGCGGCGAAGAGUCGGCCGGGCAGCAGCAGCCGGAAAGCCGAAGCCGAACGCAAGCGGGACGAGCGGGCGGCGCGGCGGGCCCUGGCCAAGGAGCGGCGGAACCGGCCCGAGCCUGGGGGCGGCGGCGGCUGCGAGGAAGAGUUCGUCAGCUUCGCCAACCAGCUGCAGGCCCUGGGGCUGAAGCUGCGGGAGGUGCCGGGGGACGGCAACUGCCUGUUCAGAGCCCUUGGUGACCAAUUGGAGGGACACUCACGUAAUCACCUCAGGCACCGACAGGAGACCGUGGACUACAUGGUCAAGCAGCGGGGUGAUUUUGAGCCCUUUGUGGAAGAUGACAUCCCUUUUGAGAAACACGUGGCCAGCUUGGCAAAGCCUGGUACUUUUGCUGGCAAUGAUGCAAUUGUAGCCUUUGCAAGAAAUCAUCAAUUGAAUGUGGUGAUUCAUCAGCUUAAUGCUCCUUUGUGGCAGAUUCGUGGUACAGAUAAAAGCAACGUACGGGAGUUACACAUUGCAUAUCGAUAUGGAGAACAUUAUGAUAGUGUCCGGAGGAUCAAUGACAACUCAGAAGCACCUGCGCAUCUCCAGACUGAUUUUCAAAUACUUCAUCAGGAUGACUCAAAUAAAAGAGAAAAGAUUAAGGCAAAGGGAGUUGACUUUGAAGAUGACCUGAGAGAUGAAGUAGAAGAUGCUGUCCAGAAAGUUUGUAAUGCAACUGGAUGUUCAGAUUUUAAUUUAAUAGUCCAGAACUUGGAAGCUGAAAAUUACAAUAUUGACUCAGCCAUACUUGCCAUGCUUCAGAUGAACCAGGGGAAAAGAAAUAAUGCAGAAGAGAACUCCGAGACCAACAGCCACGUCCUGAAGCAGUGUGGCCCUUUAUGGGAAGAGGGUGGCAGUGGUACCAGAAUCUUUGGAAAUGAGGGCUUAAACGAAGGCAGGACUGAAAAUAAUAAGGCACAGGCCAGCCCUAGUGAAGAGAACAAAGCAAAUAAAAACCAACUCCCAAAGGCCACAAACAAACAGAAGAGGGAGCAGCAGCGACUGGAGAAGAAGAAACGACAGGAGGAAAGGCACCGUCAGAAAGCUCUGGAGAGCAAGAAUAGCCACAGGGACAAUAACAGAAGUGAAACGGAUGUGAAUACGCAGGUCACCUUGGUGAAGACCUUCGCUGCUCUCAACAUCUGA
Molecule: messenger RNA, 1197 nt
Organism: Elephantulus edwardii (Cape elephant shrew)
Lineage: Eukaryota; Metazoa; Chordata; Mammalia; Macroscelidea; Macroscelididae
Gene: OTUD3
Product: OTU domain containing 3
Exons: 8
Coding region: 1-1197 (398 amino acids)
Biological process (GO): protein deubiquitination
Molecular function (GO): cysteine-type deubiquitinase activity
Source: RefSeq, a predicted model, not a curated record